Messenger RNA from Akanthomyces muscarius, 5901 nucleotides. RefSeq lists its product as uncharacterized. Gene Ontology annotation, biological process: COPII vesicle coat assembly; Golgi organization; autophagy. Gene Ontology annotation, cellular component: endoplasmic reticulum exit site; ER to Golgi transport vesicle membrane. The transcript has a single exon. Bases 1 to 5901 code for a protein of 1966 amino acids. The record is from RefSeq and is a predicted model, not a curated record. Lineage: Eukaryota; Fungi; Ascomycota; Sordariomycetes; Hypocreales; Cordycipitaceae.
AUGCCGAACAGCCAGGAACAGAGGGCCGCGCUGUCCAAGAGCGCUGCUACACCACAGCCAGAUGCCCAUGACGCGGCUACGACACCCACGAUACCCGAUGCGACGCAUAGCCAUGACUUGGGAAACGCCUGGAUGGCUGGCGAUGGCGAAGAACCUGACGGCGAUGCUUGGCUGAUAUCCGAAGAGCCGACUGUGCAGUCGAUAGACGUUGAUGCGCCAGAAGCUGCCCCUAAACGGACCUCAGGACCAGCCCCUACCGAGGUAUCUGAGCUAGCCAACGAAGCGCAAGCAGCACAAAACUCUGUCGAGGACGCUUUCGAAAAGAAGUCAACUGCGACCGACCCUUUCGACACGAAUGAAGACGAAGGCGCCGAUGCUUGGCUUACGGAAAAGUCAGCUCAAGAGCCUUUGCCAACCGAAGCUGCGCCGGCUCCUGUGGCUGAUGCUGUUGAGUGCACUGAACUGCAACCGAAUCUCGAGCAAGCGGCUGAGAUCGAUGCAGCUUCGAUAUCAAAAGACGCCAAGACACAUGAAGCUGGGCUGCAGUCGCAUGCCAAGCCUGCAGAUGAGGUAGCUAAAGAGCCGGAGGCGGAAGGAGAAGACACACAGCCAUCGCAUCAACCCCUCUCUCAACAUUCAAGCUCCAUGUCUUUCGCUCGAACCGUCUCUCACGAAAUCAGCUUCAUGGACGAUGACGAGAGCGACUGGACACUCUCCCGAUCCAACACCGACCAAUUCAAGUUCAUGUCUCCCACCGACCGAACGAAUUCGUUUCCUCCCGUUCCGCCGGCACAGCCAUCCGAGGAAUCGUUUCCUCCACACCCGCUGCCCUCUUCGCAGGCUCUCGACGUUGUUGAAGAGGUCGAGAAGAACUCUUUCGCCCAGGAUAACCCAGAAGAACAAAACAUGUUUUGGGAAAAUGGUGGCACCGCAAGCAUUGCACAGGAGUCUUUCCAGACUAUUGGUGGCGACAUCGGCGAUGCUGCUACAGAGGCAUCACAGUCACGAUUUGAAGAAGGCCUGCCUCUUAUUCCAGCCGCCGCGGAAGUGGCCAAAGAAGACGCCGAGCAUUCUAGCAAGAAUACCUUUGACUCAUUUGGGGAAGAGGAUGCUGGCGACGACUUCUUCUCCAAUGUUCAGCAAGCCGAGACCGCUGACGAUCUCAUUCAGCCUCUCCAGCGCAAGUCUACCAUGCAGGUAAUUGGAAACACCCUCAAUGGAGAGCCGACCAUGCGACAGCCUGCAUUCGAUACACUGGAAGAGCACGCCGAGGAGGAUCACCAUGCCCAAGCCCUUGCAAGUGCGUUUGGUGCGGCGGCUGAGGACGAAAGUCUGUCACAGCCCCCAGCAGAUCUAUCUGCCAAGUGGCAAGAAGCUUUCGGAACCGGAGACGACGAUGAGGAUUUUCUUCUAGACGACGCUGGAAAUGAGGAUGGGGCAAUUGAUACGGCCGAUUUCCUGGGUAGCGAUGACGAGGGGUUUCUGCUAGAGGACGAUGACGAUGCACCUGCUGCCACCUCCACCAAGGCACCAGCUCCCAACCCGUAUUUGCCAGCCCAGACCCAGACGCAACCUCAACCCUUUUCUGCCCCGACCACUCCAUACGGAUUUACCGCGCAGCCCCCACAGCACACACCUUAUGGUGGCGCAUUUGGCUAUGCUCCGGCUGCACCACGAACAGAGGCUCCCAAAGCCGAGAGCUUUGCAGACAAAGCCAAGGGCGGAUACGCUUCACCGUAUGACCUGCCUACAGAUCUCGUCAGCAUGAACGUUAAGCCUCGUAAGAGGCCAACCGCGCCGAAUCCUCCCCAAGAACCAACCCCGCCGCCGAUGACUGCCCCGCCGCGGACAGCGAAUGCUUACGCGCCUCCUCCUGGCCCGGCGGCAGCUCCUCCUACAGCUCCUGGAGCUACCCCCCACGCGCCCUCUCCGAGAUCUGCAAGCAGGCAAGAGAGUUUCUUUGAAGAUCUACCUGUGACUGCAAAACCCCGUCCGGGCUCGCGCCAGAGCCUUCGUGCCGCCUCUCCCAACAAGCAGUAUGGCAGCCCGAGCCCAAUGACUUCCUCUGCACCUCCGCCGUCUGCCAUGAACCAGCAGUACCAGUCUCCGCCAAUUGAGCGCCCGGUGGCCCCCGAGAAUUCUGUACCAGACUUGGUUGCGCCACCAAAAGUGAACCCUUACGCCGCGUUGCAAGCAGGAUCUGCACCGCCGUCUGCGCCUGCCGGCAAUGCUACCAGAUACUCACCAGCACCCGCUCAGCAACACAAGGGAAGCUCAGCUCCGCCGCCCGCGACGUCAAACCGCUUUUCUCCCGCGCCUCCACUGCCACGCCAAAACAGCUCGCCGACCCAGCCGGCGCCUGCCUCCGCGUCGCAAACGUAUCUGCCACACUUGCCUAGAACAUCGAGCCCAUUGGCUCAGUUUGAGAUUCACCAUGACAAGGCUGGUGCAGGUGUUGAUGCUGGCCACUCCGAUAGACGUGCUAGCUACCACCAUGAACCGAGACUGAACCGCGUCUCAUCUCUUCCGCCAACCCGCGAGGUAGAUGAAGAAGAGGACAUCCAGGCUGGGACUCAGCUUGGAGCGCCCCAACAGCAUGCUUCUGCUGCUGCCCGAUACAGCCCUGCUCCCCAGCAUACCCAAGCUGCACCAGCCAGCCAGCUUUCAUCACCGCAGAAGCGCAACACCAGCAACUACAUGCCUCACUCUGUGCCACACCUGCCCAACUUUGCUCCUCCCGUUCGAUCGCAGACACAAUCUCCUGGAGCCAAUCGAAACACUCACGAGCAAGCCCGACCGGCUUCUGCGCAUACAAAUACAGCCCCGACUUUUGGUCAGGUCUCGCAGCCUACAAACACGAUGCCCCUUCGCAUUCGUGGUGCGUCCCUCACUAUGAAUAUGGUGCCUCCUACCGAUGGCCGCGAGCAUGAUCCUCUUCAGCGCUGGCAGGGUGUUCCGAUUAUCACCUGGGGUGUCGGCGGUGCCAUGGUGACUUCGUUUCCCAAGAGCACACCGCGCUACACUAUGAAUCAGUCAGCACCGACGAUGCUGAGAACUCCUGGAGAGGUCAAAGUCAAGAGCAUGAAGGAAAUCGAGCCUUUGCCUGAGCAGUUGGCCAAAUUCCCAGGUCCUUUGCGAGGCAAGUCGAAGAAGAAGGAUGCCCUUGCUUGGCUGUCCUCCGGGAUUACGGCACUGGAAAGGGAACUGCCUGAUAUAUCUCUGACCCCUCAACUGUCCUUAGAAGCGAAGAGAUCGAUCGAGCGACUGCUUCUGUGGAAGAUCCUCCGCGUAUUCAUCGAGUUUGAUGGACACUUGGAAGGUUCUCCUGCAGUUGAAACUGCAGUGCGAGAAGUCUUGUCUUCGCAAGGAGGCGGAGACGCCUCGGUGCCUACUGGCUCGAAUUUCGGCCAGAUGGUAUCCUCGACUAGCAUGAAGGCGGAUGAUAUUGACUCCGCUUCCAUGGAAAGUAUCAAAGACAAUUUGCUCAAGGGUGACCGUGAAGCGGCCGUCUGGGCAGCUGUCGACAAGCGUCUGUGGGGCCAUGCUAUGCUGAUUGCUCAUACUACCUCGCCCGAGCUCUACAGCCGAGUAGCGCAAGAAUUUGUACGAAAGGAGGUCAACUAUCCGGGCCACAGCAACCAGUCUCUUGGCGCGUUCUACAAGGUCCUCUCUGGAAACUAUGAAGAUUGCGUUGACGAGUUGGUGCCUGUCCAUGCUCGUGCUGGUAUGCAGCUGAUGUCUACCGAUACUGGAUUCGGCGCAACCCAAGAUUCGUUGAGCGGCCUAGAAAAAUGGAAGGAGACCGUUUCAAUGGUGCUCAGCAACAGAAGUGAGAACGACAUUCGGGGCUUAAACGCCCUCGGCAAACUUCUCUCUGGCUAUGGUAGGGCCGAAGCAGCUCAGAUAUGCUUCAUCUUCAGCAGAACUAUUUCAGUCUUCGGUGGUAUUGAUGACCCCGACGCUGACUUCGUCUUGAUUGGUGCUGAUCACCACAAGCAAUCGGAUCAGUUUGCCAAGGAAACGGAGGCGUUGCAACUAAGUGAGGUUUACGAGUAUGGCCUGACACUGUCUGGAGCCGCGAACCUCGCCGCUGGUGCCCCGCAUCUGGCAGGCUACAAGCUUCAGCAUGCGACAGUGCUUGCCGAGCAUGGUUACCGUGACAAGGCUCUGCAGUAUUGUGAUGCUAUCCUCACUUCCAUGAGCGCACAAACCCGUCGAUCCCCAUAUCACCACCCUCUCCUGGAGGUCGCCGUCGACGAUUUUAUGAGACGUUUGAAGCAAGCGCCCAAGGACGACGGCUCAAGCUGGAUGUCCAAGCCAAGCAUGAACAAGGUAUCAGAUAGCAUGUGGAACCGGUUCAACAAAUUCGUCGCUGGAGACGAAGACGCCAAUGGACAAGCAGGCGCCGAUGGUGAACAUGGCCCGUUUGCUCGUAUCGCCUCCACUCCAAACAUCAGCCGCUCGCCGUCUGUGUCAAACUUUGAGACCUAUGGAACCUCCCCUAGCUAUGGCGUGUCAGCUCUGCCGCCGCAAACUACGGGAGCUAGCUCCCGAUAUGCGCCAUCCACAACCCCGGCUGUCACUGCAGCUCAGAACCCAUAUGACUUUGUUUCGCAACAGCCGGCUCCUGAGCCGCAGCAGGCGAUAGGCCGUACGUCAAACGAGUACACCCCCAGUCCCUACGAACCCGCCUACGGUGGCACCAGUGGUGGUGAUUCCGGAUACCCUGGCUUCAACCAGAGCGCGCCUGCAGCAUCAGCGUAUCAGCCACAGGCACCGAGCACCACAACUCAGCCCUACGGUCUACAGCCGUCACCCAGCAUCACUGCUGAGCCUAAUGUGAACUCCGACUAUGGCUACCAAGGGUACCAGCCUGCUGACGGCUACGAGCCGGUGCAGCCUGCUGAAGUUGACGCGAAGACGGAUGACAUUGCACAAACUGGUUACCAGCCGCAGUCGACACAAAGCUACGGUUUUGAGCCUCCAUCAAUGCAAUCCUAUGGGUACGCGCCACCUUCCACACAGUCUCAAAGCCACGAGCCGCAAUCCACUGAGCCACAAGGCUACGAAACUCCUUCUGGCCAGUCUCAGGGGUUCGAACCACCAUCGACUCAGUCAUACGGGUACGAGCCUCCUUCGUACCAGCCUGACAUGAGCAAUGCUGCCGAGGACGACGCCCCUCAGUCAAAGAAGAAGAGCUUUAUGGACGAUGACGAUGAUGAUAUCCCUGCUCUGAGGGCGUCAGACAAUCAGAGCAAGGCUGACAUGGACCGCGAAAACCAAGAAAUGUUCAAGAAGGUUGCAGAGGAAGAAGCCAAACGAGCUGCAGAGGCAGCGGCAGCCAAGAAAUCUGGCGGCUGGGGUUUCGGCGGCUGGUUUGGCGGAGCCAAGAAGGCAGAUCUCGGCAGUGGUGAAGCAUCACCUCAGAAGGCCAUCAAGGCCAAGCUAGGUGAAUCCAACAGCUUCGUGUACGAUCCUGAUCUGAAGCGAUGGAUCAACAAGAAGGCUGGUGCUGAGCAGACGGAGGCCCCGAAGGCCUCCGCGCCUCCGCCAAGGGGUGGCGUUCCUCGCUCCGUCAGCGGCACUCCUCCACCGAGCGCUGCUGGCCCGCCUGGCGGAGGCAUUCCACGAUCGGCUUCGACCUCCAACCUCAGGGGCGGCACAAUGCCUCCUCCCCCCAGCGGCCUGGGCAUCAGCGGGCCCCCUCCCAUGAUGCGUUCCGACUCCAGCGCCAGUGCCGCUGGCGCUCCCACGCCGCCAAGCGGACCUCCUAGCCGUCCUCCCACGAGCAUCAGCAAUGCCAGCAGCAUUGAUGACUUGCUCGGCGCCGCGGGUCCUCGCAAGACUUCGGGCAAGAAGCCCCGCAAGAGUGGUCGCUAUGUGGACGUCAUGGCCAAAUAA